This is a messenger RNA of Linum trigynum, 2323 nucleotides long. NCBI's taxonomy places the organism in Eukaryota, Viridiplantae, Streptophyta, Magnoliopsida, Malpighiales, Linaceae. The record is from the annotation of a GenBank genome assembly.
UAAACAUCAUUCAUUAAAAUUUAAAACUGAUCUAACUUUGAGUGGAACAAGAUCAAUUUUAUCCACCAAAAUUGUUUGCAAAACUCCAAAUAAGUUUGACUUUAAGUUUAUAUUGUAUAAUCAUAAGCACACCCAAAAACUCGAAGAGAAGAAAAUAAUUCACAAGAAAACAAAAUCUAUGCCUGGAUUUUCUUUGUACUCUCUCGUUUUAUCAUUAACGUAACCAAUAGAUACUCAUUAGAAUGACAUUCUUUUCGCUUUUGUUUUGUUAUGCCGUGCAUAAUGGUUUUCUUUAUUAGAUAAUUCUUUUGCGUCAGCCUUUACGUUGGUGACUGUGACAUAAAUCACAUAAUCAAUCUCUUAUAAUCCUUCCAUCUGCCUUUAUAUCAACACUCCCCCAGCCUCAAAAGCUAGCAUGAAUCAGCAUUAUCCGCGAAGCCACAAAAACCAGUGUACAACCCAGAGCACGUGACCUUACCCAAUCUCCACAGACCACAAUCAUGGUGGCCGAGCUUCUAGCCAUAGCUCUUCUUCUCCUUCCCUACUACUACUAUCUCAUUUCAUCUUCGCGGAAGAGGAACCACCGACCCAAGUACCAAAAAUUCACGUCGUCGUCCACUGUGGGACUCCUCCCUAAAUCAUAUCCCCUCAUCGGUUCCGCCCUCGACAUCGCCGCCAACAAGGAGCGGCGGGUCCAGUGGACCUCCGACAUCGUCCGCAGCUCCCCCACCGCCACCUUCACCCUCCGCCUCGCCCUGGGCUCCGCCCGCAUCUUCACCGCCAACCCGGCCAACGUCCAGCACAUCCUCAAGACCAAUUUCCCCAACUACCAGAAGGGCUUCGACUUCCGCACCACUCUGUUCGACCUCCUCGGCGACGGCAUCUUCAACGCCGACGGCGACACCUGGAAGUCCCAGCGCCAGCUCUCCAGCCACGAGUUCAACACCAAAUCCCUCCGCAAGUUCGUGGAGACCGUCGUCGACACCGAGCUCUCCGCCCGCUUAAUCCCAACCCUCUCCGCCGCGGCUGCAAACACAGCCGCCGCCACGCUCGACUUGCAGGACAUUCUUCAGAGGUUCGCCUUCGACAACAUCUGCAAAAUCGCCUUCGGGUACGACCCGGGUUACCUGGCUCCGACCCUGCCCGAGGCCCGAUUCGCCACCGCGUUCGAGAACGCGGUGCGGAUUAUCAGCGGGCGGUUCAAUUCCGGGGUUCCCCAAAUCUGGAAGAUUAAAAAAUUUCUAGGGAUUGGAUCUGAGGCGGAGCUGAAGGAAGUGGUCUCGGAAGUUAGGGAUUUCGCGAAGAAGAUCGUCAGAGAGAAGAAGGCAGAGCUGAAACAGAACGAUUCGAUCGACAUUCUCUCUCGAUUCUUGAGCUCGGGCCGUAACUUCGACGACGAAUUCGUGACCGACAUCGUAAUCAGCUUCAUCCUCGCCGGGCGGGACACGACCUCGGCGGCGCUGACCUGGUUCUUCUGGCUGCUGUGGAAGCACCCGGAGGUGGAAUCGAACAUUCUAGAAGAAAUCAGGGAGAAAUCGGAUACGGCGAUAUACGAAGAAGUGAAGGACAUGGUUUACACGCACGCGGCUCUGUGCGAGGCGAUGAGAUUGUACCCGCCGGUGCCGAUCGACACGAAGGUGGCGGCGAACGACGACGUUUUGCCGGACGGGACGGAGGUGAGGCAGGGGACCAGGGUUUCGUACCAUCCGUACGCGAUGGGGAGGCUGGAGGAGAUUUGGGGGAAGGAUUGGGCGGAGUUUAGGCCCGAGCGGUGGCUGGAGAGAGAGGAGGAUGGGAAGUGGAAGUUCGUAGGGAAGGAUCCGUUCAGCUAUCCGGUGUUUCAGGCGGGGCCGAGGGUUUGUUUGGGGAAGGAAAUGGCGCUCCUGCAGAUGAAGAGGGUGGUGGCCGGGAUUUUGAGGAGCUUUAGGGUGGUGCCGGCGAUGGAGGACGGGGAGGAGCCUGUGCUGAUUUCGGAUUUGACUACCAAGAUGAAGGGAGGGCUCCCCGUGAGGUUUGAGGCUAGGGAAAUUCGUGUGGCUUGAUAAUAAUUUUCUUUUUUAUUUAAAUUUCCCUGUGAUGGGUGUACUACUGUACUACUUGUUUGUUUUUCUUUCGUUUUUAACCGACGUGUAAUUGUUUGUACCUUUUAUUUCAGACAGAUUUUGGCACUUAAUUUUUGGUAAUGAUGAUACAAAAGUUUGUACUUUUCUUUGUUAUGGUUUGUUUGUGCCUUUUAUGAACACAAAUAAUAGGAUGACAACGGAGUAGGUUGAAGAUGGAUAUCAUAUCCAUUACAUUAUUUAAAUAAGGAAUUCUUGAGUGC